Microplitis mediator is the source of this 5189-nucleotide messenger RNA. RefSeq lists its product as uncharacterized. Gene Ontology annotation, molecular function: ubiquitin binding; ubiquitin-protein transferase activity. The coding region runs from base 317 to 4792 and encodes 1491 amino acids. The record is from RefSeq and is a predicted model, not a curated record. Gene Ontology annotation, biological process: proteasome-mediated ubiquitin-dependent protein catabolic process; protein linear polyubiquitination. NCBI's taxonomy places the organism in Eukaryota, Metazoa, Arthropoda, Insecta, Hymenoptera, Braconidae. Gene Ontology annotation, cellular component: LUBAC complex. The transcript has 9 exons.
UGUCGUGACUUCAGUAUAAACCCUCGUACAUUGAAAAAACUAUCAUAUAUUUUAUUUAAUUAAUAACUACUCUAUAUUAUUAAAUUAUAAGUAAUUAAUUAAAAUUUUGAAUAAACAAAAAUAAAUUUAAACUUAACAAUAAAAUUAUUUUCCAAGCAAUAUAAAAGAUAAAUAAAAUAUUAAACUUAUUAUAAAAUAAUUAAAAAAGUUUAAAAAAGUGUUUCUAUAUAAAGAUCAAUCCAAAAAGGAUAAAACAGCCGUCAGUAGAUGAUGGUGGGGUGGUCUAAGGAAAGUAGGAACAAAGAAUAACGAGAGGAUGGUAGAACAUAGUGAAUCAGGUUGUGAAGAAGCACAAAGUGUUAAAAAUCAACAAGAUGUUGCUAAUUUAUCUAGAGCUUCAAACCAUAAUAAUAAUUACAAUAACGAAACAAUAAAAAAUUCAAAUCGUUUCUCAUUAUUCAAGUGGUUCAAACCGAAAACUAAUGAAAAAAUAGAAUCACAUGAUUUGAGUGCUUGUUCCAGUACAUCAAGUGUCGAUACACUGUACAGUACCACAACAGUACGUAGUUUUGCAUUUCAUUCCGGUUCAAAAAAUAAAAAUGUCGAAACAGUGACUCUCGAUUUACUUAAACAUAAUAAUAAAGAUUUGGGACCUUUUGGAUCUGGUGCUUCGAAAAUAAUUCAUAAAAAUAAUAAUGAUCAAUUAGAUCCGUCUUUAGAUGUCACACGGACGUUACCAUCUCACGUUUUGUCUCAAAAACGUGAUAUAACAACACGCUAUUCACUGCAAACUUGUUCAACAAAUUUUGGUUCUUGUGACAAUAUCACUCAAGCUCACAAUUUAAUUGACAAUAAUUAUUCUUUGAACAAAAACUAUGUAAGAAAAAGAUUACAUGUGAAAGGUAAAAGACGUGCACCUCAACCCCCAAGACCGAAAAGUGUAUGUAAUCAUAUAAGCAAUAGUGCUGAAAGACGUAAACGUCAAGCACCAAAACCACCAGGUUGGAAUAAAAUAGAUCUGAUGGACAAAAAAAAUUUUGGAAAAGAUAAUCAUACAAAUCAUAAAUGUAGUGGUCAAAUUGGUGCCAGACAAGAAAUAAUGAUGAAUGAAGAAGUUAAUUAUGACAAAAAGUACCAGCAAAAUCAAUCAUCAAUAAGCAAUGACACCCUGGUAUUACGCGGCGGUGUUUUGGUGGCAAAGAAAGAAAAUCUGUUGAACAAAACAACAAGUCCGAUAAAAAUAACAGCAACACCGAAACCCUGGUACAAACGCAGUGUAUUUGAGACAAAAAAAACUGAUAAAGACAGCAGUAGUUUUGAUGACAGUGAUCCAUUGACAACAAAAAUAAAUUUUUUUUAUCGUGAUAAAACCGAAAUUAAAGAUGAUAAGCGCAAAGAUAAAGAUAAAGAUACUAAAAGAAAAUCGGGGUUGUGUAUAUUGACAAAUAUAAGUGAAUUGGACAAAGAAGCUGCGGCAAUCGUUCAAGAAGAACAAGCUAAGACACGUGCUGCGAUACGCCAACAGCAAUUUAAUGGAUCGGAUAACAUUGAUAAAUAUAAUGACAAUCAAGAAGAAAUAGUUCAAGAUAUUGUUACAUCUUCUAUUGAAAAUUCACCUAAACGUGGAACACGUGCUUUGAUUUCGAAGUUCAAUGCCAUUGGAAAUAUAACCAAAGUUACCGUUAAUUCAAAUUUUUUUAAUAAAAAUUUGCCGUCACCAAAAUUUGAUCGUAAUUGGAAUUCCGCAGGAUCAUCUGCGAAUAAAGAUCGCGUUGAACCACCAGAUUUAUCACGUUAUUUCCCAGAUAAAAAUAAAACUAAAAACACCCAAAGUGCUAUCAAUGCUUCUCGUACGUCAUUUUUACAGAGUACGCUAACGGACAAUACUUCGGAUAAAAAAUUAACGGAACCGCAUAAAUUAAUAAAUGAUGUCACUAAUAGAUUAACUGCAUUGCAAAGUAUCGUUGCGACAAAUUCAUCAAAAGAAAGUACAAUGAGGACUCACAGUCCUGUUUUUUACCGUCGUGAUAAAAAAGUUUUAGAUGAACAAAUAAUUGAUUACAAAAGUUCACCAAAAGUUUAUCGCGCUCAUGAUAAAACCAACAGUAAAGAUAUACAAAAUGAAUUUAGUGAUUUGUUUAAAGAAAUAGAUCGCCAAUUAAAUUUUGAUAUUAAAAAUGAAGAAUUGCACGUAAAGAAGACAAAUGAUUCAAAUAAUUCAGCCGCAUCAAAAGUAAGCAAAGUUUUAGAUAUUUUAGUCGAAGCUGAAGGAAUUAAAAAUAAAACGGAUGGUGAUCAUAAGAGAUUUGAUAAAAAUAGUAAAGCCGUUACGAAUGUAUGUGAUGACAAAGUUACUGAUUUAAAGGAAAUGCUUAAAGAAAUGAAACAUUCGCUACCUAAGCGGCCUAAGGCAAAAAAUAAAACCAGAGAAUUUAUCAAAAAUUCGGAGACGAAAAAUUUUUGUGAUUCAAUUGUUAUUUCAAAUCCGCCGGUUAUACAAAUCGGUCCUUCGACAUCAACAUCAACGUCAGUGUCGUUGACGUCGUCAUCAUUAUCAUCAUUUGGAAAUAAAGAUGAGAGAAAACAAGAAACGGACAAAGGCAAAGUAUCGUCGAGUGUUCAAACUUGUGGUAAUUUACGGAGGGUAACUAAUAAUUCAGUAUUAACUGCGGUACCAUCGACCUCACAACAAUGGAAAGAUGAUGUUAUUUAUCGCACAAAUGGUAGAUCAUCGAAAAAUAGGGGAUUAGUUAAAAAUAGAUUUCAAUUAAUGCGUCCGCGGGAAUUUGCGGCUAUCGAAGCUAUUAAAACAAUGAAAAUAACUAAUCAAUCAAAUAAUGAAGAUGAUGAUAAUAAUACGUAUGCUAAUGUUAUGGAACAAUCGCUUUACGCAAAUGCUUUGGUAUUACCGUCGAGAAAUCAUCAGAUUAUUUCUAAUAGUAGAAUAAUUAUUGAUGGUAAUGAUAGGGAUGAUUUUAUAAAAAGAAAAGAUAAAAUUCCAGUACCUGAUUUAACAAGUGAUAAUAAUAAAUAUCCAGUGGAAUUUUUGAAGGCCUCUGGAAGUAAAGAUAAUGAAGAAGAAAUGACGCAAAACAUGAAUACCUUGGCUGUGAAUCGUUUAUUAAAAAAAUUAGAAGGUGCAAUAGCAUCAGGUAAUCACCAAAAAGCCGCUGGAUUUGCCAAAGAAUUAGCGCAUCUUAAAAUCCAGUGUUCAGUAGUAAGACAACGACCUAAAAUAGACGAUUUAUUAAACGUCGACAUGUACAUCGAAGAUAGAUUAGCCCACCAAGGACCAAUACCACUUCAGCUUCCGAUAAGCAUGACGGUAAGACAAUUGAAAGUUAAAAUUUUCAAUGAGUUUGAAAUACCAGCAAAUGUACAGAGAUGGAUUAUUGGAAAAACUUUAGCAGAAAACGACGACGCAACGCUUGAGGAUCUUAAAGCUAUUGAAGGAACUCCUGUUUUCCUUUAUCUCGUCGCUCCAGAUUUACAGAUCGCUGACAUAAAUAAUAAACAAUUUAAUAAGGUAUUGGAUCAAAAUCAUUUAACUGAACGACUACUGACCAUUAAUAAUAAUAAUGACGAUAGUGAUAAUGAUAAAAAUAAACACAAGAAAAAAACAAACCAAUUAGACAAAGAAAAAAAAGAUGAUUACCAAAUUAAUUUGACGGAUGAAAAAAAUAAGCAAAAAUAUUUACCGAAAUCAGUUGAUCCAGUAAAAAAAAGUUCAUUAAUUUUCAAUGUCAAAAAAUCUGAGGCGGUAGAUGAUGAUGAUGAUGAUGAUGAUGAUGAUGAUCAAGGGAAAAAAAUUGAAAAUUUUUUAGAAAUUAAUAAGAAAAUAGAAUUAAAAAAUAUGAACAAAGUUUGUUUAGUAAACAAACAAGUGGAGGAGGGUCUGGAAGAGGGUAAAAUUAUUUUUGAUAAUCAAAUUAUUGAAGGGGCUGCAGCUUUACCAAAGAAUAAUAAUAAUGAUAAUCACGAUAAUAAUAAUAAUGAUAAUAAUAAUAAUAAUCAUAAUAAUAAUAAUAGAAUGGAACAGUACACGCAAUUGAUGAUGCUUGAAAAUUGUGAAAUUGUUUUAAAUGUUGAGCCUAUCGAGUGCCCGAUUUGUUUUGUUGUUUAUGAUCCACUUGAAGGUGUAGUACUCAGAGACUGUUUACAUUCAUUUUGCAGGGGAUGUAUUGAAAACACAAUUAAAUAUUGCAAUGAAGCGGAAGUAAAAUGUCCAUAUCGAGACUCUGAAUAUACCUGCGAAUCAACGCUGCAGGAGCGUGAGAUAAAAGCUCUGGUGAAUCCGCAAAUUUAUGAACAACAUUUAGCUAAAUCAGUAGCGCAAGCUGAAAAUAAUGCCGGACAUAAUGCAUUUCAUUGUAAGACACCCGAUUGUCCGGGCUGGUGUAUUUAUGACGAUAAUGUUAAUAACUUUUUAUGCCCCGUGUGCAAUAAAAAUAAUUGCUUAACAUGUCGGGUAAUCCAUGAAGGUAAAAAUUGUUUUGAAUACCAAGAUGACGUAAGAAUAUCAAAAGAAAGUGAUCAAGAAUCAAAACGUACGGCAGCAAUGUUAGCUGAAAUGUUGAGACGUGGCGAAGCAAUGGCAUGUCCAACUUGUGAUGUUGUAUUGAUGAAAAAAAUGGGAUGCGAUUGGCUCAGAUGUUCAAUGUGUAAAACUGAAAUUUGUUGGGUUACUAAAGGACCACGUUGGGGACCUGGUGGCAAUGGUGAUACAUCAGGAGGAUGUCGAUGUGGACAAAACGGAAUAAAAUGUCAUCCUUGCUGCAAUUACUGUCAUUAAAUAAUUUAUUAUUUAUUUUUUACUUACAAAGUUAUCAUUUUUCACUAUAAUUUUAUUUACAUUAAAUAUUUAUACAAUUUUAACACCACUUAUUAUACAUAUAUUAUAUAAGUCAAUCAAUGAUGUCAAUAAUACACAUGUAAGAAAUUCAGGAAAAAGUUAAGUAACUUAAUAAUAACUAGACUAAUUUUUUUUAUCAUUACUUUAUAAUAAAGUAAAAUAAAUUUUUUAAUUAUUCUAGUGGGCGUUGUAUGAAAAUAAAUAAUUGACAAGAAAAUUAAUUUCGUUAUAUUUAUUUUCAUUGAUGUUUAUUAAGUACCGAAAAUUGAUGCAGAUGUACUGUACUUGUUCAGGCCAGUAAUAAAAUCCACUCAUGUCCAUCACCCACUGUACGCAA